Messenger RNA from Phalaenopsis equestris, 1453 nucleotides. Its product is annotated as RHOMBOID-like protein 13. The transcript is spliced from 2 exons. Gene Ontology annotation, molecular function: serine-type endopeptidase activity. The coding region runs from base 219 to 1034 and encodes 271 amino acids. Gene Ontology annotation, cellular component: membrane. NCBI's taxonomy places the organism in Eukaryota, Viridiplantae, Streptophyta, Magnoliopsida, Asparagales, Orchidaceae. The record is from RefSeq and is a predicted model, not a curated record.
UCGACGUUGCAGGGGGAUAGGACAAGGUCGUCCGCUUGCAAAUCAGUCGUCCGCUUUCUAGUGAAUCCAGAGUUCUUGGUGGGCAUGCACUGCCGAUCUCGCCGCUUCUUCUCGAAAUCGAUGAUAUGUCCAUGUUCUCAAGGUGGCAGAUUUAGUCUAUAAGACUCUGUCCAUACUCAAGCAAUCAUCUUCCACAGUUUUCAAUCCACGAAACAGCAAUGGGAAAGCCGCUUAUCUAUGAAGUUUGUCAAAAACCUGCAAGCAGUUGUAUUAUAGGAAUUUGUUCAGCAAUUUGGUUCUUUAUUCAAAAGAAAAACAUUGGAUACUCUCAGGUGGGAUUGAGUUAUGAUUCUGCCAUUGAAGGGCAAUACUGGAGGGUUAUUACAUCUGCUUUCUCACAUGUCAGUGUGCUUCAUCUUGUCUUCAACAUGAACGCGCUUUGGAGCCUUGGAGUUGUAGAGCAGUUGGGACACAUUGGUCUUGGUGUAGAGUUCUAUCUCAUGUAUACUUUGGUUUUAUUGAUUUUAUCCGGGCUUCUGGUUUUAGGGGCAUAUCAUAUUCUGAUUCAGAAGUUUAAGCUGGAGUAUUUCAGGAGAGUGACUGCUGUUGGCUAUUCAUGUGUUGUGUUUGGGUGGAUGACCAUACUUGCAGUGAAGCAGCCUUCAACGAAAUUAAAUCUCUUUGGAGUACUGUCACUGCCGAUAAGCUUUGCCCCUUUUGAGUCAUUGAUCUUCACGUCCAUUAUCGUUCCACAAGCGAGUUUUGUUGGUCAUUUAUCUGGAAUUAUUGUUGGUUAUUCUAUUGGAUGGGGUUUGAUUCAGGGAAUGAAUAAUUAUUGGGCAGUCACAAUGCUUGGGUGGAUUAUUUUUGUCUUCAUAUUUAGUCUGAAGCGUUCAGGUACUGUUGAUUUCAGCUUUAUUGAGAUUGAAUCUGUAACAGAUUCCAACCUACCAACCAUAGGUUUUGUUGCUUCUGGAAAUAAUAGAACAAUACAUAUGGGAGAACACUCUAGAAGAGUUGCAGAACUUGUAUGACUGUAAAAUGUAAAAAAUGACAGUCCCAAAUUGGAAUUCAUUAUUCAUUAUCGUAUUCUAUUGAUAUCCACUCAAGAUAGGAGUUGCGGUACGUCAUUCAUUCAAUGCUCAAAUCCUCAAGAACCUGGAAAUUUUUGCUUGUAUGCGGUGCCUUUUUUUUCCCUCAAAUAGAACAAUUAUUCAGUGGAUGGACGACUUCUUUAGUCUGUUAGAUUAUUCUUGGCUGUCCAAAUUGCUAUCCUUAUUUUAUAGGCUUGAGGAGUAUAAGUUGUCUUCUAUUUACAAGAAUGAAACUGAAGCUUAGAUAUCUUCUUACCUUGCCUUUAAAACUCACAUGUUUUGAUUUUUUACCUUGUGAAUUUUAUCUAUAUAUGUCUGCUAAAUUUUAAUAUUUGAUAAAAGCAAGGCAUUUGUAGAAA